Molecule: messenger RNA, 1266 nt
Organism: Coniophora puteana RWD-64-598 SS2
Lineage: Eukaryota; Fungi; Basidiomycota; Agaricomycetes; Boletales; Coniophoraceae
Exons: 8
Coding region: 1-1266 (421 amino acids)
Source: RefSeq, a predicted model, not a curated record
AUGUCUGAUCAUUGCCUCCCCCCCACAACUUCCCUAAUCCUGGCCAGUGGCAGCAUGUCAGUGGUCAGCAAGGCUAUGCCCGAUACCCAGGCGAGUUCAGCGACCUUGUUGCAUCCAUCCAACUGCCCGCAGCAGUACAGGACAACAUCACCAUGCCACCGCUGGUGGACUAACACCUUCAAAGUCGAGCCUGAGCCUGAGGACGAGGACGAGAACAAGGACAAGGAGGCUGACCUCCUCGAGCCACCUUCACAUUCAACCUGGGCCGAAUGCAAUCCUUCAAACCCGAUCAUUCCAAUGCGCCCCACACGCCCCCUCCCAACAGCUCAGCAAGCUGCCAAGUGUUCUAUUGUGCGUCUUCAGAAACAAGAACGCGAUGCCGCCAUUCUUGCUGAUGUGAAGUCUAUCAUCCCGAUGAACGCCGACAUUCAAUGCAUUGCCACCAAGCACAACAUCAACAAGAAGAAGGUUCAGGGCAUGGUGAACUCUCACAUGCAUUCGAAGGGGAAGUGGGCGGUUCAGCUCUACAAUGCCACCAUGCACCAUGAGAAGAUCCGGCCUGCUGGCUGCAGUUUGACAGGUGACAGACGGAAGCAAAACUGCUGCAAUGUGGCAAGAGUGGGAGGCAGCGGUGAUGACUUAGCUUCCUCGCUGGGAACUGGAGUGCAGUUUUUGGGUGUUCUCGCGAUAGGGGCAUCAAGGUUUGCAUCAAGUGCUCUGCUCAUCAUCAAACUCAACGCACUGUACUUUUCUCAAAAAGAUCAUGGGCCGAAAACCGUCUCCCCCUCUCCAAUGCCGAACAUCAGCGCUGAGCUGAUCAGAAGUAUAAGGAGAAGCCCAAAGGCAAUUAGGGAGAAAGCGAGGCUGCGAACAGCAAGGAAUCUAGCUAAACACAAGGAACUAGUAGCACAACCAUCUGCCCAAGAAUACGCUGCCCAUCUAGAGGCCUCCAAUCCCAUUACGACCCGUUCCUUGCAUACUAACGCAGCUGACAUUGUCGACUUCGACACAUUCCUGCGCGCUUUCCACGCUUGGACAUACAACUGGGGCCCGGCUGAAACUUGGCUUCGGAAGCAGUGGAUAUUGAUAAGUCACACCCUUGGCCAGGGUGUUGCAGCUGCUGACAAGCUGAAGCGUGAUUUCACAGCCCACACACAAGAAGGCUGGGCUAUCAUGGAUGCCUUGAGGCACAUUGUAGAUACUGAGGUACAAUUUUUCGAUGCACAUGUUUUUGAUACUAUUGUAGCACUUGUCACGGAUGCGUGA